Molecule: messenger RNA, 1248 nt
Organism: Mytilinidion resinicola
Lineage: Eukaryota; Fungi; Ascomycota; Dothideomycetes; Mytilinidiales; Mytilinidiaceae
Exons: 6
Coding region: 1-1248 (415 amino acids)
Source: RefSeq, a predicted model, not a curated record
AUGACUGCUGCCGGCUUCCGCUGGAACGUCUUCUCCAGCCUUCCCGAGGGAAUGACUCUGCGCUCUCGCGCUGAAGCGGCCCUUGAAGGCACGAAUUGGGACGCCUUGCUCGAGUACGCAUCCAAACUCCGCGAUGGCACCGAAUGCAAACUGCUGCCGGACAUCGGUAUGGGCGCUAACAACAUGGUUCGCGUCAUCGAGUUCAACUACGGCAAACGCUGGGCUGCUCGAGUUCUCUAUGACGAGGAGGUCGCCUUUCUCAACUUCAUUCGCGAAUCUUCCAACGUUCCCGUGCCCAUGACCUAUGCUCACGAAACCGCUGAUACGGUUGGAGUUCAUGCCCCUUUCAUUCUCAUGGAGUGCGUGGAAGGCAACGUAGGAACAGACAUACGAGCGAAAGACGCUUUCUUCGACAGCAUUGCCGACGUUCACGUCGAGCUAUCAACUGUCUUGCUGCCCAAGAUCGGCUGUGUGGUCGGCAAGAACGAGGAUGGUACCUACAUCCAAGGACCAAUCUGGCAGCUGGAUGCACCCCCUACUACCACAAUCCCUGGCAUUGGCGGCCCUUUUGAUAUGGCAAUCGAGUUCUUCCAAGCCUGGUCGAAGAACACGCCGUUCGGCAAUGGCAACCAUAUUCCUCAUCUGUUGGCCAUGGGCGGGUUGGUGGCACAGAUGCCCGCGUCAAUUGAAGCAUUCCGAGCAGCCAUCAUAGAACUAGCUGGCAAGAUAUCGGUCUGCGACAAAGGUUCGUUCCCAAUCUGGCACAACGAUUGCGGUAACAACAACAUUAUCAUGGACGACAACUUCCGUGUGCUGGGCGUCGUUGACUGGGAAAUGGCCUAUGCUGCGCCCUGGGAAGUUUUCGGAGAUUAUCCACUGUUCGUUGGGGGCAUUCCUCGGGCGAUGGAUGCACCGUGGGUCUGGGAUGAGCAAGGCAACCCUCUCGAUGAACGGAGCAAGCUCUGCGCAAAGCAUGAGAAACAAUAUCUUGCUGCUGUCAUCCGAGCGGAAGAAAAGCGAGGACUGACCUUGGAGAACCAUAUGCAUCUUCUGUCUGCAGCGCUCCAAGACACCAAGAGACAUGCACUGGCAAAAGCAAUGUGGCUUUUCGAAGGGGGCAAACAGGGGUUUUACCACUUGGUCACUGAAGAACUCGCUCAGAGUCUUCUAAAGGACCAUGAGGUCAGCGACGUCAAAGAAGAUGUUACCACCGCAUCGUCCAGUGGCACCUCCCCGAGCACGAUUUAG